CAGGCAUGCAAGUGUGUGUGCAUUAUUAUUACGCAGUGGUGAAAAAGAAUCGAGAAUUGAGUAUUCCAUUAGUCUCAGUAUUGUUCAGUGUAAGUUGCUUGGCUUUCAAAUUUUGCUUUUCGUUUGAAAUUUGUUUUAGCUAAAUUUUAAACGAUGAAAGUUUUAUUCGUCUGCUUAGGUAACACUUGUCGCUCACCUAUGGCGGAGGCUGUCCUAAAAGAUUUGAUCAACAAAAAGCAGCUGCUGAAUUGGCACACGGACAGCGCCGGAUUACGAGAUUGGAAUGUGGGCAUGCAGGCGCAGGGACGUGCACAAACAUUGCUGCAUCAACAGGGCCUAAAGACGGACCAUAUUACUCGCGCAAUAACCGUAGAGGAUUUUUAUAAUUUUGAUAUUAUUUUCGGCAUGGAUGAUAACAAUAUGACGGAGCUGAGACUCAUUGACGAGCAACUGGAGCCGCCGGCAAAGUGCCAAAUAAAACUCCUGGGCAGCUAUCUGAAUCCCGAGCAAGAUCAGAUUAUUAGAGACCCAUAUUUUACCAAAGGCAUGGCGAGCUUUUAUACGGCGUACAUGCAAAUCAAGGAGAGCUGUGAGCGCUUCGUAGAGCUACAUAGGGAUGCGGCAUAAAUUCCUAUUACUACUACUACUAUUACUAUUAUUUAAUACUAUUUAUAAAAUUGCAUAAGUUUGAAUUGAAUUAUGAUUUGAAUCUCCGCCCGCUGUUAUCUGCGCCAAAAGCAAUGUAAUUUAACUGCCUAAUUGUUUAAAAUUAAUUUUUUGUUUAAUUAGUUUUGGUUUUCUGUUUUUAUAUAACUAAUUAUAUUUCAAUUUAUAUGACUACUCUCGAAAGUAAACACCAACAUCUCUUCCCAUUGCAUUCACCCACUCAAUGACAGCUGCAAAAUAAACAACAAAUAAUAUCUA
Molecule: messenger RNA, 924 nt
Organism: Drosophila mojavensis
Lineage: Eukaryota; Metazoa; Arthropoda; Insecta; Diptera; Drosophilidae
Gene: Argp
Product: low molecular weight phosphotyrosine protein phosphatase 1
Exons: 4
Coding region: 154-627 (157 amino acids)
Biological process (GO): protein dephosphorylation
Molecular function (GO): protein tyrosine phosphatase activity
Source: RefSeq, a predicted model, not a curated record